Spirometra erinaceieuropaei is the source of this 2639-nucleotide messenger RNA. The record is from the annotation of a GenBank genome assembly. NCBI's taxonomy places the organism in Eukaryota, Metazoa, Platyhelminthes, Cestoda, Diphyllobothriidea, Diphyllobothriidae.
AUGUUUUGGAGUAAGUCAAGUAGGAACUCACUCUCCGGUCUUGGGUUACUGAUUUUACAUGCACUGUCUCUGAGUAGCGGCGGAUCAUAUCGUUCUAGUGGUUGAUUUCAUAUCUUUUUAAAAGCUUACUUUGUGAAAUAGGGCCAGUCAUAAGUGAGAACUGGAAAGUCACAUCAACUGUGAGGAAGGACUCAUUGUCUUUCAGAUGCUUUCUGGAGACGUGCUACUGCCAGUGAGACAGGAGACUGGAAUGACCACCUCUAUUUGUAGCCUCAAGGUCAGAGAUCCAUAGCAUGAUGAGACCACCUGCAUUCUGUCUGUCAAUCAAAAUAAAUGGUUGAGCAUCAUCCUUACUUGACCGUUACGUCCAUAAAAUAGUGUCGGUCACUACACACUAUCAUCUCAUGGGCUAUUGAAGGACGAUACAGUACCUUCUCUAGGUUCUUUUCAUGUUAUGCCGGUAAAUUAAUCGCCUCGUAUUCAAAACAUUUAAUCUCGAAAAGUGGACUGGAUUUAUCUCUGUGGUUUUUGGCGCUUACAGGAAAUAGCGGUUUUACUACUCGUCUAUUAUUUGUAUUCAUAGAUGUAAUAUCCAUAUGCUGUUUCUUUCUCAGUCCCUUUUGCAUCACACUUACCUCAUACCGAAACCCAAAAAGUUGAGUUUGAUAAAACACCGCUCGCUACUGCUUUUAGGCGUUCGCCACGUAUAUAGACCGUGCUGCCGUUAUGUGCUAUACGACGUUCCUGCCCGUCUAGCUUUGUCUGUGCAUGUAUUUGUGACUUACGUAUAACGGUAUUCCAAGUAGACUUUCUGACCGAAACCCUACAGAAUAGAAAUUGCUGCCUUCCUUUACAGAGGGGAUUUACUCAUUUGAAAACGAAAGGGUUGUAAGGGACGAGGAUGGGAAACUUAAAUGUCCAUUUUGUGAAAUUCAUUUACCGUCGUUAACGUGUGAGCUCUAUGCACGAUGGCCUGCCACUCCUAGUUCUAAAUCUGAUGUCUGGAUCCUUGGCCCCUGAGCCGCGUGCCUACGGUCUAUCGAUUUCGCCUGAGAUGCUUCAUAUUCUUCCUGAAGUAAGGUUGAUUAAUGUGGAAACGAGAAGCAUUGCCGAUUAAGAGAAGGGAAACAGCAAUGGCGUUUUCCUUUUUAUUUUAUUGUCAGCCAACCCCUAGUUAGAAAUAUCGCUCAAGCAAGUUCUAGGCCUCAACCACACAGCCAGUUAAACAGCUGCAUUCCACCUUGCAGCCUGACGUAACUGCGAGGAGAACUGUGAGCUGAGAGUGAGAAGAUUUGACCACUUCAUCAAGUCAGACCUGUGAGAGCCACUUUGUGCGCAACUGCAGUUGGGCUGUGUUCAUCGAUUCCUCCGACUCUUGAGAUGCAAGCAGGUUUAAAUUCGUUAGAGUUCAGCCUGAACGGAAUUUGCUCUUCACGAUACUACUUCCGCGUUUCUCUGCGGAUGAUUGUUUAAAAGCUCAUGUACCUAGACGACAUGGCGACAAAAGUAGCGGGCUACUAGAUAUCAGUCUGACUCCUGCAGGAAGAUAGUCGGGCAUCCCCGAAACUAAAGUCUUGAAUCGCUUAACCACUUUAUAGACUAAUCAAUAAUCAACAACACGAGAGUCAAAGUCAGCAGAUGUACUUUAAUGUGAUAUCACUGUCAAAAUGAACUUAGAGGUGGAUAGAUCACUGCUAGGGUUGAACCAAGGUAUCAUUCUUAACAUGCGGCCUCUUGUCAUCCCUGCCCAAGGUAAACAGCCUGCCGUCGAAAAAAAGAUUGCGAAAGUUAACAAUUAGGGUGUCCUUUUAUUCCAGAAAUCUAGGAUUGUUUGAACUUGGCCAGUAUUUCCGAGUCUCCAAAACUACUUUUGGUAAUACAAGCCCAAAGAAGUGUUGCUAAUUUUAAAAACACCACUUAAUGGAGCUGUAGGUUCACCCGGUGAACAUCGUUAUGAGUCCUACAUUUAUUUCAGCGUUCAAACGGAUAUUGUGUUUCAGUAUUCCCCGUUGAUUUUCACAGUAAGUGUCCAGCAGGCUUGGUUACAUGGCAGUCCUCUUAGACUUUUAAAAAGUUGCAACAGGCUGGCUGAGCUGCUGUCUCAUCACCUUGCCUUUGCUAGCUGAAGGGGAAGAUUUUCAUGUAGGCCUCAUGCUGCUUUGUCACUAGCCUUGUCCAAAAGGACUGACAUUCCUGCAUUCUCGUCAACGCAUUCCUCGUGCUCAUCCCCCGUUUAAACUGGUUUACUCAUCUUUUCUUAAUAACGCGCACUGGCUCGUGCUCUCGCACAACUCAUGACACCGAUGCUUUCACCCCCCUUAGGAAUGCCAUGGCAACCUUCCCAGCUCUUCUCGCCUGCCUUUUGUUUCGACCUUGACAACUGCGACAGAAGAGCAGACGUGGCGGGUUCAAAUGAGCGUUUUGGCCGUACGCUCUGCUCCAAUACACUCCAAAACUUAACUGAUAAACGAAGGUCGCCAAAGGAGUAUUCAUCUUAUACAACAUUCUCUGUCACCUUUAUUUCCAUUCUCAUCUACAAAAAAACCUCGCUUCCUUUUCGCUUUCUCUCUCUGUCUCUGCCACUUAUCGUUUAUUUUCGCAACCUAGUUGUCCUAUUUGCCAUGGUCAUUCUUGCAUAG